Molecule: messenger RNA, 2195 nt
Organism: Striga asiatica
Lineage: Eukaryota; Viridiplantae; Streptophyta; Magnoliopsida; Lamiales; Orobanchaceae
Source: the annotation of a GenBank genome assembly
GGGCAACGAGCUCACAUAGUUUAUAAGAGUUGAAAAUCUAGAAAUCAAGUCAAAACACACAAUAGGACAAUUUUUAACUAAAUUUCUCACUCAAUCAAUAAGAACAAAUAUUACAAUGAUACCCUCAUUGCCUGCAAAAAUUCUUAUAGGGAUUUCAUUGGAUGCUGAUGAAAGUAAAGAGCUUCUCGGUCGAGCUAUCGAAGUUCUUGCACAACCAGGGGACACUAUCGUGGCCUUACAUGUAAUCGAUAAAACAGAAGCAACGCCAAAUAAGAAAACAAGAAGAGAGGACAAGUACGCGAAGAGGAUAAAGCAUCAAAAACAAUUUCGGCAGGCCAAAUCAUUUGUGUAUUUGGAGGCUAGAGUUGGAUUAAGCUCAAGUACAGGUAAAGGAUUGAUAGAGGAAGCGAAAAUAACGAGGGCAAAUUAUCUGGUGAUAGGCAGCAAUGGAAACAAAUCGCCAAACAGGUCAGAAAGAAAAUCGUUCAUAACAAAUUUGUGGAAGAAAAUUUCGAGAAUUGCAUUGACACUUUUGCCAAAUAGAGGGCCAACCAAAAUCUCCGGUUACUGCUGUAAGAAUGUCCCUGACGGUUGCUCAUUGGUCCUCGUCCCAAGAAAUGAUCAAACUCUAGCACAACAUCUUCAAGCAAACUCCAUUAAUGAAUUCGAUGGGGAGUCUGAAAACCACUCAUACACUGAAAAUUCAAUUUCGUCCGAGGAAAACGAAACAAUACUAGACAUGAAGUCCAAAAAACCAUCACCAAGAUCAGUGUUUGAUUUUCAAGCGGCCGAUGAUUAUGAAAAAUGUUCGAAUUCAGACGAAAUAAUAAUCAGCGCAAACAUGUCCACAGCAUCGAAAGGGAAGCAACAAGAAUCGAGUAAAAAAUCCAAGUCAGCAUUCAAAUCAAUUUCAGGCCUUUUUCGGUUGAGAAAGCAAAAUCGUGAUGAUGCCUCAUUUGGAAACCAAAAGCAGGGGCCUCUGCUGAGGUGUUUUACUUAUCAAGAAAUUGCGAAUGCUACAAAUAAUUUCGACAUAGAUAAGAUGGUGGGAAAAGGAGGGUAUUCAGAGGUUUACAGAGGGGAAGUUGAGAAUGCAUGCAGCAUAGCAGUGAAGCGUUUGGCUAAGGAUAAUAAUAACAAUAAUUCAAAAAAGGAAAAAGAAUUUCUUAAUGAGUUAGGAGUAAUUGGGCAAGUGAACCAUCCAAACACUGCAAAAUUGAUUGGCUAUUGCAUAGAGAAUGGACUCUAUCUCAUUUUCAAAUUCUAUCCCAAUGGAACCCUCGCAUCUGCAUUACACGUUAGAUACAAAAUAAUCCUGGGGAUUGCAAAGGGUUUACAUUAUCUUCACAAAUGCUGCAAGCAUAGAAUAAUCCAUCGUGAUAUUAAAGCCUCUAAUGUUCUUCUUGGUCCAGAUUACGAACCACAGAUAUCUGAUUUUGGUCUUGCGAAAUGGCUGCCUAACAAAUGGAGUCACCAUUUGGGUAUUCCGAUUGAGGGGACAUUUGGUUAUUUGGCUCCCGAAUAUUUCAUGCAUGGGAUUGUGGAUGAGAAAAUUGAUGUUUUUGCCUUUGGGAUUCUUAUUUUAGAGAUUGUGACGGGCCGGAGGCCCGUUGACUCAGCCCGACAAAACCUACUUCUCUGGGCGAGGCCUUUAAUGGAAUCUGGAAAUUUAAGGGAGUUGGCUGAUCCAAAAUUGGAAGGCAGAUAUGAAAUGGACCAAUUGUUUAGAGUAGCCCUAACGGCGUCGUAUUGUGUAAGGCAAUCUUCAUUAUACCGACCAUCUAUGACUGAGGUGAUGGAGCUGCUAAAAUAUGGUCAAGAUUCAGAGAUAGGUUGGAGAAUACCAAAAUUCAAAAGCGAUGAGAUGGAUGACUACUCUAUGAUAUUUGGAUAUCAACUUCCAUCUGAUUUAUCUAUAGAGGAUAUUUGAUUUGAAACUUAUGAAAUCUUUUUUCUAAUGUGAUUUAUUUAUCCAAAAUUUUAUGUUCACUUUAUAUUUUUCGCUCAAUCAUUCCGAAGUACGAUUAGUUUAGUUUACUAUCGCAUUAUGUGAUUCAGAAAUAGGGUACGAAAAUACACAAAUAAAGUUAUAAGAUUGAGUAGUUAGUCCGAAAUUGGGGAUACACGGAGGGUAGUAGGUAGGUAGACGGUUGUUAUAAUUUCAUAUAAUAUUUUUAGAAAAUGCUACAAUCCCG